AUGGCCCCUAUUAUGGAGGGCACCCACUCUGUUCUCCUCCUCUACCCACGCAUUCAAGAGUUCUGCAAAGUCAGCCCGUAUCUGCCCAAGAGGCUGGCCCCGGGCUUCAAGUACACGAGUCGCGCCCGCCAGUUGGAAAGCACCAGUAAUGACCAUGAGGACCGGAGCGAGGAGGUUCCUGGAGUGUCCAAACAAAGAGGCCAGUCUUCUGAUUCCUCGAGUGAACUGGUCCUCUGCAAUUCCCAGGCAACAAAGGAGGCAGUUGCGGAGCUCCUGUGGCUGGCAGUGGAGCACCAUCAGUUACUGGCUGAAUUCUUAUCGCUUUGCAAGGAUUGUACGCACAAGGUCAGCAUGGGAAACCAGGACGGGAAACUUCAAGACUACAUAGAAGGUCAGGAAGUUCACUUGGAUGGUCAGACGCUUAGCAAUAAACACCCCGUCGUGUCAGAGCAUAAGAAAAUUAUGACAAAAACCAAGAAGAUUAAGAAAGGAAUGAAAAAGCAGGAAAGCGCUGAGGAGAUGCUUCAUAAAAAGAUGAAACAAAAGGUGACUAAUGGGGUUUCUAUCGUAACACCUUCAAAUGUGGAUAGUUCUCAUUCCGAAACAUCUGACAGUCCGGUGACAGGGUCCUACGUGAGUGCGGUCAGUAACCCCAUUCUCCCCACGGACGAGAACUUCCAGAUGGAUCGCUGGAUGGAUUUCAUGGAGGACAACCGGAACUAUGAACCCGACGUGGAUUUUUGUAAUGAUUUUUCUGAAUGUGACGGUGAAUUCGGAUAUCAGUCGUCCUCUUGCAGCUUGAUGGAAGGUCUUAACAGGAGGGAAAGUGGAAGCAACCUGCGGCCAAUUAGGAGGCUCGAUUCUUUAUGUGAAAAUGAGCGCGAGCUGUUGGUCAAAUCUACCGAACAGAAAAACACGGUCAACACGGGGAUGACGGUCAAAGCAAAAGUGCAAGACGUGGAAGCAAAAGUUCAGCGUGUCAGCAAUGGACCGCAAGAUAGAAAUUAUAACAGUGGUAGGAAGCUUUCUCUGCAACUAUCUUAUACAAAUGAACCUGUUAAAAUACACGCUAAAAGGAGUCCUUGUUCACCUCUCGCUGGGGUCUUCAACACGUCAUUCCCAGCGUCCAACAGUCUCCAGAGUAUGUCCCCGGUCCUGUCCCCUCUGUCCUCCAAGCAGACCAGUCCCCAGCUCAACCACAGAAUAGUACUAUUGUCAGACAAGGACACGGACAGCUUCAGCAAUGCGGAUGAUCCCAAGAUCUACACUGAGGUAAUCGAUAAAAAUGGCAACAAGCGGACUAUAACGCGCCUGGAUUUGAACCUGAGCAGGAGGCCAAGUGCUUCAAAGUGGAAUUCAUCAAGUACGUCUACAACAACAGAUGAUUCCCUCUUGAGACAGGAUGACAUUUGGAUGCUGGAUGAGCCACAGGAGCCAAUCAGACGAGUUCAGCGGCCCGAUCACCUGGACUUCUUACGUAUCACGCCACCGGAGGAUGACAUCAUCGGGGAAACUCCCUAUUAUCCUAAACUGGAAUGCACGGCCGAGGUGACAUCUCCUACCGACAGUGAGGAUCGAACACCAGGGCGUCUCCAGGCCGUGUGGCCCCCUCCCAAACCUAAAGAUGAAGAGGAGAAGGUGGGGCUCAAAUACACUGAAGCAGAGUACCAGUCUGCCAUCAUGCAGCUCAAGAGGCAGUGCAAGGAAGACUUGGAGAAGAUGCAUGCAGAGUAUGAGAUGAAGAUCUUUGAGUUACGAGGAGAACAUGCAGUGUCCAUCACCCAGCUGGAGAGCCAGAUCAGCCAGCUGCAGAGUGACAAGCCUUAUGUGGCAGGUCAGGUCCGCUGUGCUGUUCGUGACGUCGGAGUGUCCACUACGGAGGACUCCAUUAUAAAGACCUGUCGCACUGUGGCCAUCCAGACAGACAGGGAGUAUUUUGUCAAGAGCCCUGAUGGAGAGGGUGGGACUAACCCUCUGAGCCCCAGUCAGAACAUACCUAAGAAACUAAACAUGGACUCCAUUGGCCUCAAUUUGGAAGGACAGGCUGAUAAAGGCUCUGCACCUCCUCCCCCUCCUCCUCCACCACCACCUCUACCUGGGAACAUGGGUGCUCCUCCCCCUCCACCACCACCUCCUCCUCCUCCACUUCCACCUGGUAUGUCUGGUGCAGUGCCCCCUCCUCCCCCUCCGCUCCCACCAGGCUUCUCUGGUGCAGGACCCCCUCCUCCACCUCCUCCCCCUCCUCCACCUGGUCUACCUGGUGCACCACCGCCUCCCCCUCCUCCUCCUGGGUCAGGCCCGCCACCUCCUCCACCACCUCCGGGUGGGGGCCCUCCUCCGCCACCCAUGGGUGGCUUCCUCCAGAAAGUUCAACAAGCCCCAAGGAAGCCUGCCAUCGAGCCAGCAUGUCCCAUGAAGCCACUAUACUGGAGCAGGAUUCAGAUACAAGAUAACAACAAUAACACAUUAUGGGGUUCCCUGGAGGAGCCAGAUAUAAGUGACCCCAAAGAAUUUGAGGACCUGUUCUCUAAAGCCACUGUACAACCGAAGAAAAAGCCACUGGCUGAGACCUUUGAGAAGAAGGCCAAAACUAAGAAGAUUGUGAAGUUGUUGGAUGGGAAACGCUCACAAGCUGUUGGCAUCCUCAUCUCGAGUCUGCAUCUGGACAUGAAAGACAUUCAACAAGCUCUUCUGAACAUGGACAACACUGUGGUGGACCUGGAGACCAUUGAGGCACUGUAUGAAAAUAGGGGCACCAGUGAUGAGUUGGAGACAAUAAAAAAUCAUUAUGAGACUUCCAAGGAUGACGAGAACAAAGUGCUGGACAAACCUGAACAAUUCCUCUAUGAGCUCUCCCAGAUUCCCGACUUCAUAGGCCGCGCUCACUGCCUCAUCUUCCAGUCCACCUUCUUUGACACCAUCUCCUCCAUCCAUCGCAAGGUGGAGGUUGUUGUCAAUGUCUGCAACGAGCUUCUGGAGGGCCCCAGUUUACGGGAUGUCCUGGGUCUUGUUUUGGCCUUUGGGAACUACAUGAACGGAGGCAACAGGACAAGAGGCCAAGCUGAUGGCUUUGGACUGGAGAUCCUCCCUAAACUCAAAGAUGUCAAGAGCAGGGACAAUCAAAUGAACCUUGUUGAUUAUGUGGCUUUGUACUACCUGCGUAACUUUGACAAGCAUGCAGGCACGGACAAGAGUGUGUUCCCUCUCCCGGAGCCUCAGGACUUCUUCCAGGCUGCUCAGGUGAAGUUUGAUGACCUCACCAAAGAUGUCAAGAAGCUCAAGAAGGACCUGACAGACUGUGAGAAGAAUGUGGAAAAAGUUUGUCGCAACUCUUCAGAGGAACAUAUCGAGCCCUUUAAAACCAAGAUGGAGGGCUUCAUUAGUGCUGCCCAGAAGGAACAUUUAACUGAGGAGGAGCGACUCAGUGCUGCACAGAAAAGGUUCCAGGACAUGGUGAAGUAUUUUGGGUUGAAAGCCAAAACAGGAGAGAAGGAAGUGACCCCCAGCUAUGUCUUCAUGCUGUGGUUUGAAUUCUGCAAUGACUUUAAGAACACAUGGAAGAAACAAAGCAAGAACGUCUCCAAGGAGAAGUUAAAGGAAGCUGAAGAAAGCAUUAAGAAGAUCACUGCAGACAAACGUGUUGAAACCAAAAAGGUCAAUGCCAACAGUUUGAAAGAGCGGCUGCGGCAGAAGGAAGCCAGUGCAUCGUCUAGCUGAGCUGAGUGUCUGGACUAAAUGAUCUCACAUCACAUACGUUUACAGUGACUAUCUGCCUCAAACAACAGACUCUGAAAUAGAACAACACUACUGCCCUCUCUGCCUCACCACAACAUUGGACAUGAACAUCACUUUUGAUACGAGCAUUAAUGUUAGAUACAAGUGCUGCUAAGUGGAACAAUGCAUGUCUGACAGUGCUCCAUUGAAGAGAGUCUUAAAGGUCAAAGAUCGACCUCAUUCUUCCAGCUCGAUGUGACCUCAGAGUGACCAGCUUUUGAACGGUCACCAGGGGUCAGCAGGACCAUAACAGGGUCAGAAAACUUAUCCUAUUACUACUGUACAUCAUAUUAUGAGUGCACUUGCUUGUGUGUGAAAAGAUAUGGCUUCUUACGCAGUUCCCAGUCUUGUAAACAUGUCAUGUUGUAGAAUACGCUGAGACUGUUCAGGUGGGACAUAGAAUAGCUGUAUGAAGCACUAUGUUUUUGCUUCCAAAUCUACUUAGUCUCAUCUUUAAAAACAGGAAAGGCUUUGUCCCUGUGUUGUUGUCCAGCACAGUUGCACUUUUUUGCUUGCAGUAGCUGUGCUCACUAAAACUCCCUGUAAUGCCACCUUUGUGCUUCAUUUCUGUUGGCACUGUUGGCACCUCAUUUCCUAUGCAAGAACCUACUUUUGUUGAUUCCUAUUAUGCCUCCAGAAACUCAUAGAAAGUUUUAUUUUUGUGUAUUUUAUUUGAACAGAUAUAAAAUAACAAUGCCUGAGUCUAUUAUUUGUACAGAAAGAUUUUAUUUUUUGCCUGAGAAUGUCAGCCACAGUAUGUUCAUAUUUUUAUUGGAUGGAUAAUGUUGAUGCUGCCAAUGAAGCGGUGCAUACGAAAGAUAUAUUUUUAUUCACAUAUAUGAGGCUGUUGUAUUUUUUAAUGGCCUGGGUUUAUUUAUUUUUUGAGGAAAAUGUUUCUGCCAAUUUACAUAUGGAAAAGGCGGGUUUUAGUUUGCUUUAUAAUAGUAUACACAGCUUAAGCAAGAUACUUUUACCAAUCAUACAGCGGAAUAAUCAUUUUCAAACUAUUCAACUAUUAAAAUAAAUAACAGCAAAUUCAUUAUGAAGAUGCAGGGUGAUGUUGUAACAGUAAUGACCUGUUGUCUGGAAAUCCUACAGUCACUCAAAUGGGUGCUCUGUACUUUUAUGGAAUUGUUUUAAAUUUCAAUAAUAAACUACUGGACAUGAA
Molecule: messenger RNA, 4942 nt
Organism: Boleophthalmus pectinirostris (great blue-spotted mudskipper)
Lineage: Eukaryota; Metazoa; Chordata; Actinopteri; Gobiiformes; Gobiidae
Product: formin-1-like
Exons: 18
Coding region: 1-3717 (1238 amino acids)
Biological process (GO): actin nucleation
Cellular component (GO): nucleus; endoplasmic reticulum membrane; actin filament
Molecular function (GO): microtubule binding
Source: RefSeq, a predicted model, not a curated record